Molecule: messenger RNA, 552 nt
Organism: Paramecium octaurelia
Lineage: Eukaryota; Ciliophora; Oligohymenophorea; Peniculida; Parameciidae
Source: the annotation of a GenBank genome assembly
AUGAUAAAAUUUAAGUUUUCAUAGUUGUUUCUCUAUUACUCACUCAUGUAAGUUUUUUUUUAUAGUUUUAGAUUAUAGUAAACUUUUGAAUUCUCAUGCUAAUUCGAUAAUUUUGAAAACAGCCUUUUAGAUUUACAUGAUCCAUUUUAAAAUGUUUCUUUUGAUGUUUAAUAUGAAUCUGACUAUUGGUAUUCCUCUGGUUUUUGGUCCAAAUAUAUUGAAUAUUAAAUGAUGCAUCAGAGCCAUGUUAUUGGUUCAAAAGAUUUAGACUUGGAAAAAGGGAGAUUAUUAUUUCUCUAAAAAUAAAUGAGCAACAAAGGAAAAAAAGAGUACAAUAUAACUGUCUAUUAAAAAUUUGCUUUUAGUGCAUAUUAUUGGAGUUAUAAUCCUUAUCAUGUUUUAGAGGUAUCCUAUAUUGAAAAUUCAAAAACAGAAUUUUAAUCGAUGAUUUUGCAACUUGAAAAUCAACAUUUAGAUGGAAUCUGGCAUUUGACUCUUAUAGAGUAUAAUCCAGACAAGAAGAUUUUGCUAUUUANUAUUAGUCCCCCUUGA